AAAAGCUGUAGCUCCAGACGAGUUGUCUCUGGGGUUAAAGUUGAAGUAGUUGGCGCUAUGACCUCCCCAUCCAACAAGAGUGAAAUGCCUGGCACAGUGCGAGUGGACUGGAAUGACGUGGACUUGGUGGCCAAGAUGAAGAAGAAAGGGGGCAUCGAGGAGAAGCAGAUUCUGACGAAGGUCAGCGGUUUCGCCGUGCCUGGCGAGCUGCUGGCCAUCAUGGGUCCAUCGGGCGCAGGGAAAACAUCCCUGUUGAAUGUCUUAGCAGUUCGCACUGCUCCGACUUCGGGCGAACUCAGCUUCAAUGCGUCGCAAUAUUCGAAAUCUUUGCAGGGAAGAGUAGCUUAUGUGCACCAACAGGAAAUGCUUCUGGAGGCUUACACGCCGCGGGAACAUUUGCUGUUCCAAAGCACGCUGCGUAUGCCCCGGGACGUCACCAAAGCGCAGCGGGAACAACGUGUGGACGCCUGUAUCAAGAUGCUCGGCUUGGAGAAGUGUCAGCACAGCCUCAUAGGCGAUGUCUACCAUGGCAUCUCCAAAAACGAGAAGCGCAGAGUCACCUUUGCCACGGAGAUUCUCACUCAGCCAGCGGUGUUGUAUUGUGAUGAGCCCACUACUGGUUUGGACAGUGUCAUGGCCGAGGUGAUUGUGAAGUACAUGAAGGCCAUUGCAGAAGAAGGGCAGAAGGGGCAGAAGGUGACAGUCAUUGCAUCCAUCCAUCAACCUUCCUCCCAGGUGUUUCGGCUCUUUGACCGGCUGCACUUCUUGGUGGAUGGCCGAACAGCCUACUUUGGAGCGGUGUCCAAGUUGGAGAGCUACUUCGAGAGCAUUGGCUACACCAUGCCCGACCACACCAUGCCAGCGGACUUUGUCAUGAGACUGUGCAUCGACCCACGAGACCCUGAAGGGGCGGCCAGCCGACGUGUGGCCAUCAGUGAUGCCUGGGACAAGCAGUGGCCCAAUGAGGAUGCGCGUGCCAAUGGAGCGCCCAUUGGGAUGCUCCCCAAGGACAAGUCGGAAGUUUUCGACAGCGACCGCCAGACCAACUGGUGCAUGCAGCUGGUUCACCUAACAAAACGUGAGGUCAUCAUGAAGGUCCGUUCGAAGGCGGAUCUGCGCUCAGCCUUGCUGCGGACCCUGGUGCUGGGAGUUCUCUUUGGACUGACCUUCCUGCAGCUGGAGAAGAGACAAAGUGCGCUGUUCACUAUCAACGGAUGCCUCUUCUUCACGAUGAUGAUGGGAGUAAUGAACAUCUGUAUGUCUGCAGCGAUGGGUAUCCCCACGCGUUUGCCCACUCUCAUCCGUGAACAUCGCAAUGGAGCGUAUGGAGUGCCGGCCAUGUAUCUCAGUAAAGCCUUGGCAGAUGCCCCCUUUGACUUCUUAAUCGCCCUACUUUGGAGCAGCCUGAUGUAUUGGAUGGUCGGCUUCCGUGACGACUUCGGGCACUACCUGUACUUCUUCGUGGUCGUCUAUGCCCUGACGAUCGUGGCGACUGGUGUGGGCUACUUGGGUGGCUAUACCGCACCCGUUGCCGCCAUUGGGAUGUUGGUGGUGCUUCUGAACAUCAUGCCGCAGAUGCUCUUUGGUGGUCUUUUCAUGAACCUGAAUUCGGUGCCUCCUGGAUUUAUUUGGUUGAAGACUAUCUCCAUCUUCCGCUUGGGAUUUGAGGCACUCAUGAUCAACCAGUGGCAAGACUACGGCGUCCUGGAUUGCUCCAAUGAGCCCGUGUGCGUUGCAGCUGAUGGGGAGGCCGUUCUCAGCCGCAAUGGCAUUGACCCAGCAGCCAGUUAUGCGGGCGCCAUUCUGUGGCUGUUGAUUCCCUUGUGUGUUUACCACAGCUUGGCCUUUUUGAUUCUCUGGCGCCGUGCCCAGCCGCGGCAAUUCGAGGGUGCCGCUCCGGAGGAUGACACGAAGGGAGAGCUGCGGCGAGAGUCAGAGGAGCAGCAGAAACUCUCCAGCAUCGAGCGGCCGGAGAUCCUGCUACAGUGGUUCAACCUGUCUGUGGAAGCCUCGCGGGCCGAUGUGAACGGAACCAGCAAGCAGGUGAAGAUUUUGGAGGGCAAUGCUGGCAAUGUGGCGCCUGGGGAGCUGUUAGCCAUCAUGGGUCCCUCAGGCAGUGGAAAGUCCACCCUCUUGAAAUCGCUGGCGGGCAUCGCGGAGCUGCCACUGUGCCAAGGUUCGGAUGUUAUGAUCAAUGGCAAAACCUUCUCAGAGGAGGUGCGUGAACACAGUGCCUUCCUCUUCCAGGACGAACAGCUCUUUGGGAAUCUCACGGUGCGGGAGCACCUGCUGUUCCAGUGCCGCUUCCGCAUGGGCCGCUUGCCCAAGAGCGAAUGCGUGCAGCGCAGCGACGCGCUCAUCACGGAGUUGGGCUUGGCGAAGUGUAAAAAUACCCUCAUUGGAGCCAUUGGAGCGGGCAUCUCAGGCGGUGAGCGGCGUCGCCUGGCCUUCGCCACCGAGCUGCUCACGGAGCCCACCUUGCUCUUUGCCGAUGAAGCCACCAGUGGCCUCGACAGCGCCAUGGCGCUCAACGUGAUGAAGCUGCUGCAUGGCUUCGCUCGUGGGGAGGGGACGGCCACGCAGAAAACGGUGCUGGCCACCAUUCACCAGCCCAGUGAAGAGGUCUUCAACCUAUUCGACAAGGUGCUCAUUCUGGUGGAGGGCCGUACAGUCUACUUCGGCUCGCCAGGUGGUGCACUGCAACACUACAGCUCGUUGAGUUUGCAGUGCCCUCGCGAUGAAAGUCCCCCCGACUUCUUCAUGCGUUGCGUGGCCACAGAUGCUGGGGAGGACGCGGAUCGGCAGCAGGCCAAGCAGAACGUUGAGACCCUGCUGAAGGCGCUGCCUCCAUUGGCCACACCGGACAUGCCGAAGAAGUUUGAUCCCAAGGUCGAAUCUUUGAAGGGUUCGGGGGUGGUAGCCUUACUGACCCUGGUACGACGUGAGUUCUUGAUCCGCCGGAGGAGCAAGAUUUUGUUCAAGGCAGCCAUUGCGCGCACGCUCUUCAUGGCCAUUUUGUUGGGACUUCUCUAUUGGCAGCUGCCAAACGACCAAGACUCCUGGCAGAGCGUGCUUGGCGUCCUGAACAUGAUCAUGAUCAACACCUUCAUGACCAGCGGUUUCGGACUCACCCAAGAGUUGCCCCACUCCUUCCGCCCGGCCUUCAGAGAGGCCAGGGCUGGUAUGUACUCGAUCUCAGCUUGGUUUUGGUCAAAGACCCUGGGAGAUCUUCCUGUUGAUGUCAUUGGACCCUUAAUUGGCAGCUCCCUGAUUUUUGCGAUGACUGGUGUGGGCAAGACGGCGGAAUCGUACUUUCUCUUUGUGAUGUGGGCUUGUGUAACGUCGGUGAUUGGCAACACCUGGGGAUACCUGGCGAGUGCUGCCGGGGGGCGGGCGGAGUACGCCUUCGCCAUCUUCCUGCUCUCUGUCUUCCCCUUCAUGAUUUUCAACGGAUACAUGAUGACCACGGAGGAGAUCCCCAUCUAUUUCAGGUGGAUCGAGUAUGUGGGUCCCUUCAAACCCAUCUUUGCAGAGUUGAAUGUUGCCAUUUGGACGACGCGUACAUUGGAUUGUCCAGCUCAGGGACCCUGUCCCUUCCGCAGCGGGGAGGAUGUUUUGCGACUUCGUGGCAUGGACGAGGUGGAUCACGUGUACAACUACUCGAUCAUCAUCGGUCUCUACUUGUUGGGCUGCCGCCUGUUGGGCUGGGGCAUCAUCGUGCUUCGCUGGCGACUAGGUGCCUCCAAUGUGGCUGUGGCCGCUGGAAAGAAGAGCGCGAGGGCCAAGGUGCACUCGGAUGACUCGGAUGAGGUGGCACACAGCAACGUGGAGAGCCCAUGAGAGCCCAAGAGCAAGGGACUUGGGCGACUUGGGAUUCGCGACAAAAAAAUCGCCAAUCUUGGCUUCGUGGUGGGUCUCACCCCAUGGACCUGAGAUUGGAUUUUCCAAAGGCUGAACUUCGGUGCUCAAGCCGGAUUGGAGUGAGCGACUUUGAACCGAAGCGAGUCGGGAAGAAAACUUUCGGACUCGAUGGCCCGGCACAGGAAGAAUUGUUCCGACGUUGAUCU
Messenger RNA from Cladocopium goreaui, 4067 nucleotides. The record is from the annotation of a GenBank genome assembly. Lineage: Eukaryota; Dinophyceae; Suessiales; Symbiodiniaceae.